CCAAAGUACAUAAAGAUCUUUAUCAACCUUCCUCGAUCUAUGGAUUUUGAAGAAGCAGAACAAAGUGAACCAACUCAAGCCUUGGAGCUGACACCAGAUGAUAUUAAAGAAGAUGGGAUUAUCCAUCUUCGCUAUGUAAAAUUUCAGAAUGUUAACAGUGUAACUUUGUUUGUCCAGUCCAAUCAUGGUGAUGAAGAGACCACAAGAGUUACAUAUUUCACAUUUAUCGGAACUCUGGUCCAAGCAACAAAUAUGAAUGACUUCAAGCGAGUAGUUGGCAAAAAAGGAGAGAGCCACUAGGAUGCAAAAAGACACUGGAAGGCCUUACUGCAAUUGGAGAUCUUAACUUUUACCUACAGCUCCUGGAUAAUUGCUUGACUGUAACCAGAGACUGUCGAUUUGUUUCAUUUAAUGCCUUUACUAAUAAACCAUUGCUUUUGUUGAGACCGAGUUUCCCUAGUGCAUUUCUCUUGUAAUCCUCCUACAUGUAUUUGUAAAUAAAAUUCGUUACUUUUACCAAGUU
Eurypyga helias (sunbittern) is the source of this 523-nucleotide messenger RNA. Its product is annotated as thioredoxin-like protein 1. The record is from RefSeq and is a predicted model, not a curated record. NCBI's taxonomy places the organism in Eukaryota, Metazoa, Chordata, Aves, Eurypygiformes, Eurypygidae. The transcript has 3 exons. Bases 40 to 300 code for a protein of 86 amino acids.